Agrilus planipennis (emerald ash borer) is the source of this 2025-nucleotide messenger RNA. It is a transcript of the gene Art3, whose product is annotated as protein arginine N-methyltransferase 1. The record is from RefSeq and is a predicted model, not a curated record. Gene Ontology annotation, biological process: peptidyl-arginine methylation. NCBI's taxonomy places the organism in Eukaryota, Metazoa, Arthropoda, Insecta, Coleoptera, Buprestidae. The coding region runs from base 389 to 1939 and encodes 516 amino acids. Gene Ontology annotation, cellular component: nucleus. Gene Ontology annotation, molecular function: protein-arginine N-methyltransferase activity. The transcript is spliced from 8 exons.
CUUUUAUGUUCCGGUAUUUAGUUUUAAAUUCUUUUAAAGGAGUAAAAGUACUACGUUUGUAGAUUUAUUACUUUUUUGUGCCUUUUGGACUAACUGCCAAUAAUUUAAAGAAAUAUGAAUUAGUUUCAUUGUAACAAGAAUAAUUAGGUACUAUAUUUUUGGAAUGCGAGAAGCAUGCUACAGGGAAGAUUUGUGAGGGAUUUGUGUAUGUAAGGGAUGAAAUAUAAAAUCAAUAACAAGCAGUGUUUGACAAAUAAUAUGUUUCAAUAUUACUGUUAAAUAAAAUGUGUUAUUGAAAUAAAUAAGUGGAUUAUUUAUACAUUCAGUUAUAAUCUCUUUUAUGAUCAUUUUACUCAAUUCUACUUUUGGAGUGUAUUAAAUUUGAAGAAUGACUGAUAACGAGGGAGUUCCAGAUCUAGUGGACAUUGUAGAUGCUGAAGAUGAGGACUCAGAUGGUUGGAAUGAAAUGGAAGUGUCAGGGGAACAAACAACUUGUCUGUUUUGUCCCUCUCAGUUUCACACAAUAGCAGUGGCUUUGGAUCAUUGUCGAACUGAGCAUAAUUUUGAUUUACUUGAACUUAAAAAUAAGUUUAGUAUGGAUUGUUAUUCAUAUAUAAAGAUGAUAAAUUACAUUCGAAUGCAUAAGCCAUCUCCCCAGAUACUUAUAGGAUCUGAUAUGGCACUUUGGGAUGAUGAUGUUUAUUUAAAACCAGGUGAAAUGGAGUCAUGGUUGAUGUAUGAUUUUGACGAUUUGGGUAGCACCCCAUCAACACCACACUAUGCUAUUGAUGGAAAAACUCCAAUAGCAAAUAAUUUUUCUGACCUUCAAAAGCAAAUAUAUGAACUAACAUUACAGCUUAGACAUAAAGAUAUGCUUUUAAAAAAUGCUAUGCAAGAUAUGGCAAAAAUGAGAGAAGUGACUAAAACAAUAGUAGAGGGUGGGGAUUGCGAAAAAAAUUUUAUUCCAGUGGAUGUGGCUUCUGUGCCUCUUAGUUGUGAUAACACUUACUUUAGCUCUUAUUCACAUUAUGGUAUUCAUUAUGAAAUGCUCAGUGAUAAGGUACGGACUGAAAGCUAUAGAGAUGCAAUAUUAAAUAACAAACAUCUUUUCGAGAAAAAAAAUGUUUUAGAUGUAGGAUGUGGAACAGCAAUUUUGUCCAUGUUUGCAAAUAAGGCUGGAGCACAAGAAAUAAUAGGAAUUGAUCAAUCUGACAUUAUAUAUAAAGCAAUGGAUAUUAUAAGAGAAAAUAAAUUGCAUGAAAACAUCAAAUUGAUAAGAGGCCGAUUAGAAGACACAAAAUUACCAAUUGAGAAGUUUGAUAUAAUAAUAUCAGAAUGGAUGGGCUACUUUUUGUUGUUUGAAGGAAUGCUUGACAGUUUUAUUUAUGCAAGAAAUCGUUAUUUAAAGGAAGGUGGCAUUAUUUUGCCAAAUAGAUGUAGUAUCAGUUUAGUUGGUUGUUCUGAUAAAGAAAGACAACAAUCUUUAAUUGAUUUUUGGGAUAAUGUCUACGGUUUCAACAUGAAAUGUAUGAAAUCGGACGUGGUGCGAGAAGCGCACGUUGAAACCGUGCCUCACGAUAAAAUCAUCACCUCUUCUGUUAUAAUAAACGAAAUAGAUUUGAAUACAUGCAACACCUCAACCGUUGAUUUUACUUCCGAUUUCGAACUGAAAGUGAACAAGAGUGGUCCUUUGACCGCCUUCGUUGGCUAUUUUGACACUUUUUUCGACCUGGAUAAUUCGGUUUUUUUCACAACAGGACCUCAUGGUGCCAGGACACACUGGCAACAAACUGUUUUUUUCCUUAAGGAACCGAUUGAAGUUACUGAAGGGGAAGUGCUUAAGGGACAGGUCAGGUGCAGAAGGAUGGUAAAAAAUGUAAGAGGUUUAACGGUAUCGAUAUCAGUUGGGAAGCAAAAUUUUGAAUACGUUCUCGACUAGUUUUGUAGUUGUAGCAAUAAUUUGUUUAUUACCAAACUGAAAAAAAAUAUAAAAUGUACAAAACAAUAAUAAUAAAUCUUAUACGU